Molecule: messenger RNA, 5929 nt
Organism: Ceratitis capitata (Mediterranean fruit fly)
Lineage: Eukaryota; Metazoa; Arthropoda; Insecta; Diptera; Tephritidae
Gene: LRR
Product: F-actin-uncapping protein LRRC16A
Exons: 23
Coding region: 378-4949 (1523 amino acids)
Biological process (GO): regulation of Arp2/3 complex-mediated actin nucleation; cell migration
Cellular component (GO): plasma membrane; lamellipodium
Molecular function (GO): protein binding
Source: RefSeq, a predicted model, not a curated record
CUAAUAGAGUACACGAAAUUAUUAAGUCAUUCGCGUACAGUAACUUGAGAUGGGCAGCGCAUUGCAACUUAACGCUCGAAAAUACUAAAUUACAGCAAGAAAAUACGUACUUGCAAAAAUUUUUCUCUGCACUGGCCGACGUGGAUUUUUUGUAAAUGGAAAUCAAUUAAAAAUGUAAAAGUGUUUAAUGAAGCAAUUUUCGUAGAGUGGCUUAGAGAAAAUACCAUUUUUAGUGGAAAAAUUUCACUGUUGCGCAUUAUUGGUGUAAAAACUGUGUUGAGGAAAAUAAAAAAAAAUUAAUUGAGCAAAAGUGAAAAAAAUAAUACUGAAAAGACUAUAAGCUAUACUGAGCGUUUUUUGCAAUAAAUUUUUUAUAAAUGAUAAAAUUUUUUAAAAACUCAAAAAUGUAUACAUUAGAACUAAUGGAGCACAUUGGUGAUUACUUAAGCAACAUUAUGCACUUGCAAGUUACAGAAAUGGCGAAAGGCCAAGACCAAGAAAGUGUUAAAUCCAUACUGGGCCGUCACACAAAAAUUUUGGUCAAAUAUAUGGUUAAAUUGGAGACGAAAGGUGAUAAAACCGAGAAUCGCGUUUUGGUUUUCACGCCAGUUCGUAUAUAUUUGCUAAUCGCGAAGGUGCCCACAAAAAUCGAAUGCCACUUUCACUACUUGGACAUACAGGCAGUGGAAAGUAAAAAAUCCACACACUUCUCAAUCAUCACAAACGAUCGACCGUAUUCAUUUACAACAAGCUUUGAUGCGGGGAGCUUUAGUGCGAACGCUGAUGUUAUACUCACCGAUUUGGCAUCGGCAAUUAAGCACAUUUUUCCAACAGUUCCUCUCAAGUACAUCAUAAGAAGGAUCGAUAUACAACCGCCUGAACGCGAAGUUUUGUUCUCCGAAGAGUUUCGUCCCACAGAUCCGCGUAGUGUUGGUCCCUGUGGUGGUUUUAGCACCCAAUAUGCUUGUAUGUGUGACUUUCAUGGGGUGCCCUACAGAGAGGAAGUCGCUUGGGACAUUGAUACGAUUUAUUUAUCGCAUGACACACGCGUACUGAAUUUACGCGAUUUCGAUCAUUUGGAACCAAAAGACUUGAUGGCCAUUGUGUCCGCUUUGGAAUAUAAUACAUUUUUUCGUGGUCUAAAAGCAUCACAUAUGCGCCUCUCCAAUGAGACUUUGGAACGUAUUCUACACGUGCUCAAGCGUUCAAUGUGGCUGGAAGAGCUGCAUUUGGAGGCGUUAGGUUUAAGAUCGGAUUUUCUUCAUAAAUUAGCUGUAUCUGUGAUUACAAAUAACAAUCCCGCAAUACGUACGAUCGAUUUGAGUCAUAAUUUAAUUGAGGAUAAAGGUGCUAUACACCUGGCCGGCCCUAUUGCCAAAGUUUCGAAAGGUCUAUGUAAGCUGGCGCUCGCACAUUGUGGUCUAACCUCGAAGGGUGUAAAUCAGAUGUCGCAUUCAUUGUCGCUGAAUCAAAGUAUUUCCAAUUCACUCACACAUCUAGAUUUAAGUGGCAACAGUUUGAAGGAUGAUAUAACAAACCUACAUAAUUUUUUGGCCCAACCGAAUGUUUUGGAACAUUUGGAUCUGUCAUCGACUGAUAUAACAUUGGAGAAUUUAUUUGGUGCGCUUUUACGCGGUUGUGCAACGCAUUUAUCACACUUAAAUGUUUCACAUAAUUCUUUUAGCACAAAGAAAGGCAAAGAGAUACCGCCAUCGUUUAAACAAUUCUUUACGAGUUCAUUAAGUUUAAAGCAUUUAAAUAUUGCCGGCUGUAAAUUGCCAAUGGAGGCAUUGAAAAAUUUGCUACUCGGCUUAGCGUGCAACGAGUCCACUGCCGGACUGUAUUUAGAUUUAAGUAGUAACACAUUAGGUGCCCAGGGCGCGCAUGUUUUGGAAUCAUGUAUACACGGCGUACGUGUUUUACAAAGUUUAGACAUAAGUGACAAUAAUUUGGAUGCCGAAUUAGCCCCCGUUUUAACAGCGAUUUCGAAAAAUCCCUCAAUACGUACGCUUUACAUGACACGCAGUUUGACUGGCAUGAAAUUGAAACAUAUUCCCACAGUUAUGGAUGCGCUUGUUAAUCUAAUACAAAAAGAUGACUUCCCAUUAGCCGAAUUGGUGAUCUCUGAGAACAAAUUAAAGAAUGAUAUACACGAUUUCAUCAAUGCGCUGGGCAGUAAUCAAAGUUUGCAGAAAUUAGACAUCAGCGGCAAUUUUAUGGGUGAUGUGGGUGCGCGCCUGCUCGCCAAAGCCUUGCAAAUCAACAACAAAUUGCGCACAAUUUAUAUGGAUAAAAAUAAUAUAACACCACAAGGUUAUGCUGAUAUUGUUUAUGCGUUGGAAAAUAAUCACAGCAUGCGCACCAUACAAUAUCCCGUCUAUGACAUCACACCACAUAUGAAAAAUCACCCGGAAAAGACCGAUACGAUUAUGCGUAAAAUGCAAGAGCUCUUACAGCGCAAUUGUAAUGGACGCACAAAUGGACAAGGUUUCCGCCUGCAGCACGGCUUUAUGCUCUCCUCAACACAUCAGCUAGUCGAUAAGCUGGUAGCCGAAACACAAGAUAACAUCUCAGUGGCAAAGGGUAGCGAUUCAUCGGCAGUGCAACGGCUUAUUGAUGAUGCAGAAAAUUGUAAACAGCUAAUGCCAAAAUUACAAGAGGCCGUGCGUUGUGAAUCGCAUCCGGUGGAAAUAAAACUGACGCGUAUCGCUAGUGAUCUCAGUUACACCAUACAAGGCUAUCUGGAAGAGACGUUGGAGACAAUGUUGCGCACCGCAGUGGAGCAGUGUCCCAAAACAUUGGGGAGUCAAAUGGUAAUACAAGACUUACGCAAAGUGCUCGGUGAACGACUACAAAUACCAGAAGAUUUUCUACAAAGCUGUCUGCUAAAUAAUGCCGGCAGUGAGAUCAUGAACAAAGUGGGCGAAAUUGAACAAUCAUUAGCAGCGUCCAUUUCAGAUCGAGCCACCGAUGAGGUACUGGAGGCGCUUACACGUUAUCGACGCGGCUUAGGCAUUGCAGAUUCACCAUCUGUGCUGCUCGAUGAACCACAAACGCCGGAUAUUGUGCGCAGUCGCUCGAGUCAUGAUGCUGACGGUUUGAUAAUACGCCCAGGACGUGGCUCAGUUUUACCCAAAAUGGGUCUGGAAUCGCCCACUGCCACACCACAUAUGCCCACCAAGCGACGUUCGGUUGCACGCAAAGUGCGUCCACAAUCCGUUGUCGAGAACCUUAGCUUGGGUCAUAUACCCGAUCUGCUUGAAUCACCCUCUUCGCACCGCUCAUCAUCACAACUGUCGCCACGCGAUUCGAAUGGUAUGGGCGCUAGCGUUGCUGGUACAACCACCGGUGGCAGUGGUAACGGUAUAGAUGAUUUAGGCGGUGAUGAGUGCGGUGACUCUAUUACGGAAUUGCCAAGCGCGUCGUUUCAAUUGCAACAUUUGGUUAAGGGACGUCCAAAACGUGCUAAGACGCGUGCACCCACACGCCCGCUGGUUGCAGUGGACAAUAGUGCUGGACCGAGCACGAAGGAGAUUGGCGAAGGUCUAGAUUUAUUCUUUCGUCCGGGCUCUGUAACGCCGACCACAUUGACGCCACUCAUUUCACCCACCUCCGAGGAGUGCAGUUCGCUGUCGUUUGUUGAUAGUCCAACAAUGAGUCGUGAUGGCAAUGGGCAUUUGACGUCCGAAGAGACUACACCAAUUUUGGAAGAACGCAGACCCAUUAAAUUGGAUAGACAGUCACCGCUGUUGAAGGGUAAAUGUGCACCUUGGACUACGCGCUCACGUUCCACAGAUAAUUUGGAAAAAUAUUCACCUUUGAUUGGCCGCAAAUCGCCGCUGGUGAAGAUGCGCACAGAAGGUAGCAGCGCAGUUGCAAACGAUGAAGUGAAUUCGGUGCUUAAAGCUCCAGAACGAGAGAGUAAAAUGCGUUCACCUAGCACCGACUCUAUACGCAGCCACACUGGUGGCGAUGGCAUUAGUGUUAAGACCACAAACGGUGUCAUACGCACGCCAAUAAUCCUUCAGAAGCCACGUCCUUGGUCUGUGGUUGGCAGUGAGCCUAAAGCGCCUGGUACUAAUGAUUUCCAAAGCAGUGAUUCCAGCAAGACGACACCCGAAAAACUCGAUGAAGAUGCUGAGUCGUUAUCGUUUAGUCAGAGUAGCAACAACGUCGGCAGUACGUCAGGUCCAGCUUUAGAGAAAAAAUCUGUUAGGGAGCUUGCGGCGGGUCUAAACCGCUUAGAUCUGCCAAUGAAGCCACAAGUUUUGCCGAGAACACUACUCACCGGCGCAUCCGCGGUAUCCAAGUCAGCGUCCACCUCGCACAUCACUAGCACGAACAGUAGUAGCAUUAGCAGUAGUAGUGCGAGUAGUAGGAGUAACAGUAAUAGUAACAGUAGUACAACAACAUCGGUAACAACAACAACCACAACAGCAUCAACAAAAAUGCAACAAACGCAACGCAUGAGAAUUACAAGCAAUAGCAGUAGCUCAGCAACCACAACAACAAGCGUGAACACCUCUAAGUCGUCAAGUGGGACAGUGAAUGGUAAUGAAGAUAAUGAAACAUUGCUCACCAAAACCGUUAUCACUGAAAACGGCAAUGGCAGCAGCAGUAGCAGUUUCAUAACGAAUGAAAUCAUAAGCAUACGUAACGGUACUAGCAACAGCAGCAACAACAGUGCCAACACAACCGCUUCCACCACACACACCGCCAACCGCGAUAGCACCAAUACGAAUGCAAGUGAAAGCAAUAUAAGUGAUCGUUUCAGCAGUGGCAGUAAUGCAUCGAGUUUGGGUAUUCCUGUCGGUGGCUUUAAGCGCAUAGCGGGCAAAGAGAUAUCUGCUUUAUUCGAGGAGACAUUAGUUGAAGGCCUACAACGCUCUUCGACUCGACGAUUGUUUAGAGAUACACAAUACACUAAGGAAGAUGUUGUUGAUUUGUAAAACAUCUCGAGUACAUACACAGAAAUUUAAAUGGAAUAAAUUAGAUUGCAGAGAACCGCAGUGACGUAACUGCUAUUCCGACAACAGCAAUUUGGGGUAGUAAGCGUGUAGUAAAAUGUUGAAAAAAGAGUAAUAAUAAUAAUAAUAAUUAAAGUAAAGAAAAAGAACUUAUUUAAUGGAUGAAUCAAGUAAAUGCAAAUUACAUAUUAAACAUUGAAUGCAUAACGCACACUGCACAUAAUAUGUUUGUAUGUAGGUUAGAGGGCCAAAAAUAAUGAUUGGGAAACAAAAUGUAAAAAAAAAUAAUCUUUAUAAAAACAUAAUACAAGUGUCGAAAUUUUAUUAAUAUUUUUAUUUUAAUUACACUCUCACUCGUGCAAUCAUUCUGAGCCUUAUUAUUUUAUAUUUAAUCAAAAUCUAUCUUGUGCACUAUUUCCGCAUUAUCAAGUACAUUUAUUUUUCGAAAUAUCAUUAAAAUAUUUGCAUUCCUUGCAGAGCGAAAGUAUUUCCAAUGUAAAGUAUAUUCUUAUAUAUAUACAUAUAUAUAAUUAUAUUAAACUAAAAAUUUGGUUUAUAUUAUGCGUUUAGUUUUAACUAUACUUUUAAUGAGUUAUGUAUGCUUGUUUGUAUGUAUGUAUGAAUAUGUUUUAUUCUCUUUUUGUUAACUGCCCGUUAAUAAGGGAUGAUCAUAAUAGUGAUGUUAAUUUACGAUAUGAUAAUAAUUUCGAUAUGAAACACUAAUAUUUACUAUAAAUUUAAAUUUAAACAAAAACAAAUUAAUGUAUAUGUGUGCGCGAGUUUUGUAUUAAAUCCAAAAUUGUACGAAUGUGUUUACAUAUGCUGAUAUACAUUUCUAUAUAAAUAAAAUAUACAUGUAUGUAUGUAUGUAUUGAUUUUAAGUGCCAAUCAUAUUUUAUGAACAAGUGAAUAACCUUUAAUAAAUAAAUGAAUAAAAUAAAAAAAUUUAAUUAAUAAACCAA